AUGUCCGCCGCCCUCCGUGGCACUUUCUUAGCUGUCCGGCUGCCCCUACGACUGGCCUCAAUUGGCAACCCAAACUAUUCAAUUUCUCGAAGAUGCGGCCCAAUUCUAGCUCACACUACUCAAAUAUCAACUUCCAUCGUCCGACUUCAAAGCAAUUCCGCCCAACCUCUAGAUAAGGUUUCAUCUAUGGACUGGACUUCAAACUCCGCUACAUCUGUAGAAUCUCCUGUUCCAACAAUACCACCUUCCUACCACUCCAAAUUACCCCCAAGACUUGGUUCUACUGCUGGCAGGAGCAUCGCUGUUCGAGGGGGUGAUGUCGCUGGAGCAUUUAUGCAGCUUAGACGGAUAUGCGCCGAAAAUUCUAUCAUCAGGGAUGCAAACGCGCAGAGGUUUUAUGAACGACCUGGAGUGAAAAAGAAGAGACUGAGGAGAGAACGGUUCCGUCGACGGUUCAAGGAAAGCUUCAAACGAAUGGUUAGUACCGUUCUCGAGAUGAAGCGCCAAGGUAUAUAA
Orbilia oligospora ATCC 24927 is the source of this 516-nucleotide messenger RNA. RefSeq lists its product as uncharacterized. Gene Ontology annotation, cellular component: ribosome. NCBI's taxonomy places the organism in Eukaryota, Fungi, Ascomycota, Orbiliomycetes, Orbiliales, Orbiliaceae. The coding region runs from base 1 to 516 and encodes 171 amino acids. The transcript has a single exon. Gene Ontology annotation, molecular function: structural constituent of ribosome. The record is from RefSeq and is a predicted model, not a curated record. Gene Ontology annotation, biological process: translation.